AUGUCGUCACACUGUUUGCGCAUACGAGGUGGUUUGGUACGUGUCGUCACACUGUUUGCGCAUACGAGGUGGUUUGGUACGUGUCGUCACACUGUUUGCGCAUACGAGGUGGUUUGGUACGUGUCGUCAUACUGUUUGCGCAUACGAGGUGGUUUGGUACAUGUCGUCACACUGUUUGCGCAUACGAGGUGGUUUGGUACAUGUCAUCACACUGUUUGCGCAUACGAGGUGGUUUGA
Messenger RNA from Ostreococcus lucimarinus CCE9901, 237 nucleotides. RefSeq lists its product with no specific name. The transcript has a single exon. The record is from RefSeq and is a predicted model, not a curated record. NCBI's taxonomy places the organism in Eukaryota, Viridiplantae, Chlorophyta, Mamiellophyceae, Mamiellales, Bathycoccaceae. Bases 1 to 237 code for a protein of 78 amino acids.